AUGUCGAGUUUCGAGGAAAUUCCAGUACUUGAUUGGUCUCUUCUCUCAGCUGGGGCCGAAUCGAGGGCCAAGUUUAUCUCCCAACUUCGAAGCGCAAUGACAGAAGUUGGAUUCCUUUACCUCUUGAAUCCACCUAUUGAUGAUCGCCUUGUCCAAUCAGUUAUCGACUAUGCACCCAAGCUAUUUGAUCUACCGCAAGAAACCAAGGAGUCACUUGCUAUGGUCAACAAUGAGUCGUUCUUUGGAUACAAUAAGCUUGGGGCGGAGAUUACUAAAGGAAGCACAGAUCUCAGAGAGCAAUUCGAUUUUGCUACGCCGUGGAAAGGCUACCGCAACCCAGAAGGGCCAGACUAUGAGCGCCUAUGGGGUCCUGCGCAAUGGCCAUCAGAUACGGACCUCCCAGGAUUUCGUGACGCUUAUUCCGCCUAUUACAAACAAUGUGCAGAUUUAAGUUUCGAGUUUAUGUCUCUUCUCGCCGAGGCUCUCGGCCUUCCCUCGGAUGCGUUCGACCGAUUCUACGAUGCGCCGCGAGAUAUUAUGUUGCACAGAGCCAAGGUUGUCAAAUAUCCAGCUAUGCCUGAAGGAUCGAGUGAUCAAGGUGUUGGCCCCCAUUUUGACGGCGGCUUCUUGACGCUUCUGCUUCAAGCUUCACCUCACCCUGGUCUCCAGGCCCAGAACGCACGAGGAGAAUGGAUCCCAGCCCCACCUCGCCCUCGAACGCUAGUUGUCAAUACGGGAAAGGCUUUAGAAUCAGCUACACGAGGCAUAGUACCAGCAACCAGCCACCGGGUUUUGGUGCCACGAGAAUCUCAAACAACAAACGGCGACCUGUCCAAAAGGGGCGGAAGCUUGUACAAUUGGACAACUGACGGCUUGAGUACUAGCCCUUCCGGAGCGAGGUACAGCAUUCCGUUCUUUCAGAGUAUUUCCCAGGAUGUACGUGUUUCGGAGAACCAACUUGAUUUCCCUCAAGAAACAUUGGAUUUAUUGAAAAAUCGCAAGGGAGAUGGGGCCACUGAAUCUGUAAACUUCUCUGAGUAUGCGCGAGGUCAGCCUUCAGGACAUGUUCAACUCAUCGGAAGGAUUAAGAGUCAUCCCGACGUCGGAGAACGACAUUAUCCCGAACUCUUCAAGGAGCUGUUCCCCGGUGGACUUCCGAUUCGAACCUAG
Rhizoctonia solani is the source of this 1170-nucleotide messenger RNA. RefSeq lists its product as uncharacterized. The transcript has 9 exons. The record is from RefSeq and is a predicted model, not a curated record. Lineage: Eukaryota; Fungi; Basidiomycota; Agaricomycetes; Cantharellales; Ceratobasidiaceae. Bases 1 to 1170 code for a protein of 389 amino acids.